Molecule: messenger RNA, 2636 nt
Organism: Esox lucius (northern pike)
Lineage: Eukaryota; Metazoa; Chordata; Actinopteri; Esociformes; Esocidae
Gene: mmp20a
Product: matrix metallopeptidase 20a (enamelysin)
Exons: 10
Coding region: 658-2085 (475 amino acids)
Biological process (GO): proteolysis; collagen catabolic process; extracellular matrix organization
Cellular component (GO): extracellular matrix
Molecular function (GO): metalloendopeptidase activity; zinc ion binding
Source: RefSeq, a predicted model, not a curated record
UAGUCUAACAUAUUCAGUUGCCUUAGGAAUUGUUUUAACAGUAAUUAAUCAAAAUUGUGAGAAAGUGAAUGUGUUACAUAACUCCAAAUUGCUACCAGCUCGUUGAACAGAUACUUGGUGGGAUUUGUUCAUAUUGUCUAAAUCACAUAGUUCAUGGUGUUACAUUUGACAUAUUACGAGGGGAAAACCAUAAUGCCUGUUUUACACACAAAGCCAACCAGCUAUAGCACUCAAACAUAAUUAAUUCAACUACACCAAAUAAGCCUCUUCAUUUUAUUUUUAAAGCAAGGCCAGAACAAGGCCAUCUAUCACUUGAUACAUACACAUUAGGCAACAAAUGUGUAAAUAGGUGUGCAGUUGUACAGGAAGUAAUGUACUUGGUAGCCGAAGUAACCAUCCCUCAGUCUACAAGGUGACUACACCGCAUUCUUUUCAUGAUUGUUCACACUCAUUAGACCUGAAUGGGGGUAAACAAAAUGUAGUACAGCUUACCAUAGUGCAAUCAUUCUUAGCACACACCUCAUGGUAAUUGCUGCAAGUAGAAAUACUGUAACUGCAGGAUUCAGGGCUUAGAAACCACAUGAAUCACCGGAGACCUUAAGCACGCUCAUAUCUAUAAAGCCACAGGUUCAAUGAAAAGAGCGUGUUAAUUUCACAAUGGAGUUGUUGUGGCCCGGGAUCCAAGUGCUGUGCUUCCUGGUGCUCACGGAUCGGUCAAAGACUUCACCCAUCUCUGAGGAACAGUGGCCAAGGCCUGAAGACAUUGAACUGGCAGAGCGUUACCUUAGGAAAUUCUUCCACCUGAGCCACAGCAGUGGCCCCCGCAAUAGGAGGGCCACCUUAUCCUCAGCUUUGGAAGAGAAAAUUAGAGACAUGCAGGACUUCUUCAGUCUGAAGCAAACUGGAACACUGGAUCUCCAAACGCUCAGUGUGAUGAGGAAGGACAGGUGUGGAGUACCUGAUGUAGACAACUACAGCUUUUACCCAGACCAGCCCAAGUGGAGGAAUCAUACUAUUACAUACAGGAUUGCUAACUACACCCCUGACCUUACAAAGGAGGAGGUGGAAACCUCAUUGCAUUUGGCAUUGAAGAUCUGGAGUGACAUGGCCCCACUGAAGUUCAUCAAGGUCAAUCACAUCAAGGCAGACAUCGUUUUCUCCUUUGCAAGAAAAACUCAUGAAGACUUCUUUCCCUUUGAUGGCCCUAACGGUGUUCUGGCCCAUGCCUUCAAGCCAGGAGAAGGUAUGGGGGGAGACGUGCACUUUGAUGAGGAUGAAAUCUGGACGAUGGGCCAAAGCAAGCCAGGUUGCAACCUGUUCACCGUUGCUGCACAUGAGAUAGGUCACUCGCUGGGACUCUCCCAUUCCAAAGACCCUUUGUCUCUUAUGUAUCCCGACUACAAGUAUUACAACAGUUCCAAGUACACACUGCCACAAGAUGACAUGCUGGGCAUCCAGGCACUGUAUGGCAAACCAGUCCAAAAACAAUAUCCACUGACCAUUUCUAAUAAGUGUGACCCCAAAUCCUCUGUUGAUGCUGUGACACUGAUCGGGAAGGAGAUUGUUAUCUUUAAAAGCAGGUAUAUGUGGUUGAGGCCAACAUGGACACCAUACUGGAACCCUCUAAGAGAGGGUCCAAUCAACACUUAUCUCCCAUGCAUCAACUCUCCUGUGGACGCUGCCUAUCACAUCCCAGCCAUAGGCAUGUCAUACAUCUUCACUGGUCGUAAGUGCUGGGUGGUUCAGAUGCUUAAGAUGACAUGCCACUUUGGUUCCAUAUAUGAAUAUGGAUUCCCUGCCAAAGUUAGGAAAAUUGACGCUGCUGUUCACAUCAGUGAAUAUGGAAAAACCUUCUUCUUUACUGGACAAUUAUACUACAGAUUUGAUGAAUACAGACGUAGGAUGGAUCCAGGAUUUCCAAGAAUCAUCCAAGAAGACUGGCAGGGAAUUGGGAAGACAGUUGAUGCUGCCUUUCAGUUACAAGGUACUUUGCAUCUCUUCAGUGAAGCACAGGCAUACCACUUUGACUACAGACAGAACCUGGUGCUAAAUACAAUCCCAGCAAAUGCAUGGCUGGGUUGCUAACAUAAUAGCGAAAGAAACUCAUCCUCCUUUGUGGAAAUGAAUACUACCGACAGUUGUUACAUUGUGUGUUACCUACCUAACACAACUAUGUGUACCUGUUCAAACUAUUGAACAUAUCCUGAUGUACAGUGUAUAUUGAGUUGGGUAUGAUAUAUAGUAUCUUAGGUACUCAGCACAGCUUAACUGUUUAUAUGAAUGUCACAACAUUUUUUAUUUGAAUCAUCAAGUCAGUCAUCAAGUCAACCAUCCUCUACGCUAUAUAACAAAAAUCCAGUGAUCUCUUGUGUUUAAAAAGAACAUGCAAUACAAAUUGAUAAAUUUUUCCUUACUGAAAAACCACACGAACGUGACAUUUUCUAAAUGACAUGGUUUCAUGUGAUUUUAUGGGAAGUCAGUGUGAUCAAAUUAGACAAAAUUGCAUGAAACUCUAUGUAAAAAUGUACAUAAACAAAUACAUUUUUACAUAAUUUGUCCAGAUUUUAAUGGGAAAUGUUUAUUUCCAAUAAUGCUGUUUUCUGUAAGAGGUAUUAUGUACAAACCUGAUUCCAAAA